AUCCUGGCGGCACAGUUUUGCCUUCUGAGAUCACGCUGGUCUCCAGCACCCAAGGGCGUCGGACUGUGGUCACCGGAGAAACUUUGGGCGAAGCCACCCCCAUCAGGCAGUUAAGGAUGACUUCUGUUAACGCACGUGGAGUAUUUCUUCCCAGGCAGGAGCUCGGUUUUAAAUCUUAAAAGGCAGCCAUGAACACUGACAAUACAAUGUAUGUAAACUGUGGGUUGUAACAUGAUUUCCCAUCGCUGGCAUCUUGACCUUGGGUUUUUCAGAAGGUCGUAGCCCUCGGGGUGAGGGAAGUGCUGUCCGUGGAGUGACGGCGCUGAGUUGCCUGGCUUCUGCCCCGGGACACCCGGGGUGAGGCAGAGCGGGCUGUUCUUGUCGAGAAGCGUCAGAGUGCUUUCCAUCCACGCCGAAUCACGCCGUCGGCGUCAGUGGCGUUCCGUGGUAGACAUGCUAUGUCCCGGGGCUCCUGACGGAACCCGGGGCUGAACGUCUUAAAUGACAGAGCUUUAUCCCAUCGCAGUCCCAGAGGCCAGAAGUUGGAGGGCAAGGGCCGCGCCCCCUCUGUCCCAGGCAUCCCUCCAGCUCCUGCUGGUUCCUCGGCUGUGGCCUCAUCACUGUUAGCACACAGCCGCCUCCCUGUGAGGUGUCUGUGUCCCCGUGUCCCCUUCCUAUAAGGACACGUGUCACAUCGGAUCAAGGCUCACCCUAACGACCUUGUCUUAACCAGUUACAUCUGCAAGGGCCCUGCUUCCAAAUACGGUCACAUGCCGAGCUCUGGGGAUGAAGGCUCCAGGAGUGAGUUUGGGGGAUGCGGUGCGACCCCCAGCAAAAGGCAAUAGACACGCACAUGUUUGUAGCUGAACAAGGAUGUUUCCAUAAAAAUAGAUUCUAAUCGACCUUGUAACGAUUUGUUUACGACAAACUACUCAUCAGAGAGCGUAGUUGGGUGGGUUUGCACACGCCUGGGGUCUCCAUCCCUCGCUGUCCCCAGGCCAGGCAGCCCCUGACCUUCCUCCUGUCCCCUUCCCUGUAGGUCGCCUUGCAGGUUCCGGUUUCAUGGCAGGGACUCCCGCACUGUCUCCUUUGUCCAGCUGCUUUCACGCCGCGUAGUUAUCGAGAGAGUCACCCGUGUCUUUGUGGAAGGGCCGUUUAGAUGGGCUCGGCCGGUUGGCCCUGCGGGAAGCAGCUUGGCUUCUGCAGACCAGCAUCGGGGCGGCUUGGUCCUAGCGCUAAAGGUACCUUGCUUCUGCUUUAAAACAACAUUUGCCUGUUAGGUAACGUCUGAAGGAACAUUUCAAGGAAGUGUAAAUUGAGGGCAAUGAAAGUGCAGAAGUGAGAAGGGAGGCGAAGCUGGGUCGGGAAGGAGGUUCUGGGGGUGUUGGAGGCACUCACCUGAUAGCGUUGGGUUUUUCUGGACUGAGACUUGGUGACUGGCCCAGGGGAGGUGCCGGCCCACCAGGGGCCCAGGUCCCUGUACAGACCUGGGGCUUGUUUGGGUGCAGCAGGACACACGUCCAAAUUGCAUCCACUGUUUUACAUUCUUAUUAAAACCAGUUGCCUUCCAGGUGGAGCUCCUUAGGGACCAGAGGAAAAAAAUACCCCGUCCAGCUCCCGGAAUUACUGCUUUGAACACACAGUGCAGCAAAUGAAACAUACUCACGGCGGAGUCUCCACGUUUCAUGGUUCUUGUGCGUUCUGAGGCUUGGCGGUCUAUUAGGCUUUUGCCCACGAAGCAUCAGUGGUCUCAUGGACGCGCUGGAUGAGUAAGACACAUAGCGCCUGCUGAUAAUUUGUGAAGAUGGCUUUUGGUUGAGACCCUGUACCUUCAGAUGAUGUAGGGAAAAGGUUCGGGAGGUGCUCUGGGAUUGAGGUGCCGGGGGCUCUGAACCCUGCAAGUGACAGACAGGGGAGCACCCCUGACACCCACAUCGGGUACCUGCCUCUCAGAGAGGCUGGCAGAGCAGGUCUGUGCUCACAUCUGAGUGCGGCUUGUUUGGGGGAGACCUCAAAGCCUCCCUCGCCCCUGGGUCACCGUGCUGAGCAGCCGAGACCUGUGUCUCGCAACAGUGAGGCUCGGGGGCCCAGGAUGGCGGCUCCCCGACGGCCGGACUCUGGGAACCUCCAAGCCUCAGUUUCCCUGCCUGGCAGCUUGGAGACCACCUCCACCCUUCCCGGAGGCUGCGGGAUUGGAAAUGGGUCCCGCAGCAGGCAGGCUGCCCGCUGGGCAGGACAGACCCGCGGCUGCCCCCUCCGUCACUCGCUGUGGGGUCUCUGGCAUGGUCCCUGUGCCCCAGGUUGCCCGUGUGAGGGCGGCCAGCCCCGAGCCCCGCGCUGUGCAGGGCGACGCAGCGUUUGGAGUGUGGUCUGGAUCAUGGAUUCCAGUUGUUCUGGCACCAAAGUGGCCACGUUUCAUAAGUGAUACUGUCCGAAACUGAAGCGUCUUGAGAUUAGCAAGCUAUAAAUAAAAUAGACAGUAGAGACCCCACAGGAGAAACAAAAACACUGGAGAGAUGAUGUGGCUUCCAGGUGGCACGUGGGUCACUUUGGUGAAGUCUCAGGUGCCGGUGUGGCAACAAAUGCCCCUUGGUCUCAGCCAGCCUUAGCUGUUCCUGUCAGUGUGGCAUCGGAGUCCCUGCGGACCGCAGGCUUCUCUCUGAGGGUCCCUUCGUCACAGGGCUGCCUGCGUGGACCUUUGUGCAUGAACGUGCCCUGUGAUCUGUGCAGCAGCCCCGGUAACUCAGAGAUGACAGUCAGGUCAUCAGUCCACAGGUGUGUGUCCUGUGAACAGGUGUGGGUCCAUAGGUGUGUGUUCCCUGAACAGCUGUGUGACCCACGGCCAGGAGCAUCUUCACUAGACGGUAGCAGAUGCUCUGCUGCCCUUGCCCUCAAAGAAAAAGUGUGGUGAGCUGCUUUAGUCUGCAGCCUGCAUCUUUCUUAUCAGGCCAUCAUGUGACAUGACCACCCAGAUGCUUCCAUUCUUAGGGUCACAGCUGCUGAAAUGCAACUGGGCAGCCGCUCUUCUGCGGCGGUCAGGUGGGUGGGACCCUCACGACCUCUUACUGAUGUGGAGGCAUAACCAGCUUUGUAAUGCAAAUUCAGUUAUUCCCUUAAAGUUUCCUGGAUAAAUUGGAUAAAUUACGUGUAUCCUUAAUGUUUCCAUAGCAGACUAAUCUGUUUUUUUUUUUUGGCUGUACCGCACGGCACGUGGGAUCUUAGUUCCUCAACCAGGAAUCGAACCUGUGCGCCCUGCAGUGGAAGCGCGGAGUCCUAACCACUGAACUGCCAGGGAAGUCCCCCAGACUAAUCUGUUUUUGAUUAUCAUUCCUUUAGAUGCCUUUUCUUUUCAGUGUACAGGUGACUUUUUUCCCUAAUGAAAAUUGUGUUUUCUUACGACAAAAUCUCUGUGAAGUACAUAACUGAUUUUAAGCUGCUCUGACUGAAUGUUAAUUUAUUUUAGAACUUUCCAUAUGAGUUGAAGUUAUUUGAGAAAUGCAAAAGCCAGCUGAGGUAGUUGUUACUUCUCUAAAAUGGCCCCGGCAUUCUGCCCCUUUUCAGGGUUCUUCCUAAUUCUUAGGCUCUAUUUCACUGGCGAGAAAAGAGCCUUAUUAUUCAUAUAGGAAGUCAGGGGAUGAAACAUGCCUCUCCCUAACUUGAAUAUAGGGUCCUUAGGGCUCUCAGUACCUCCCCCCAUGUUCGGCCGGAGCUCCGCAUGGACUCGGGGCAUGAAGCCGAUGCUUUGAGUUUAAAUGGUCGAUUUCCUGGUUUGACGUGUGUUUCGGAUCCUCCCUCAGCGUCUGACUAACCUGAGUCUGUAACGCCAGGUGUGCGGUGUGAAGCCACACCUGGACGGCCUGUCUGUCCCCCUCCCCGCCUCCCACGCCCUGGAGGAGGGGUAGACCGGCUGCCGACCACCCUCGGGGGUGGUCCACGCACCCAGGGCCGAGCACCGCAGCCAGUUCUGGGCUUGCCUGCUCUCCUCAGGGCUCGUCCGCGGGGUCAGGUCCCGCUGCUGUCACACGAUCGAAGCAGAGUGUUUACUUCUGGUCUUCGAGUCGGGGGGCUGGUUGGAGUGGGGGGUCUGUAUUCUCGCCUGGCAGGGACGGAGCUGGGUGGGCUGUCGAGGGAGACAAGGGAGUGACAGGCUUGGACCCUCCCCAGCCUUGUUCUCCCAGCCUGGGGACUGUGGGUGUUUCCAGGUGACCUCAGAUGGUGAUGCGAAACGUAAAGUCUAAAGGAAGGUGUUGCACAAAUGAGGUGGCCCCUGCCCUCCGCCCCUGCCCCCCCCACCCCCGGGGAAAGGUGGACGGAUGUCCGCACAUUUGACCAGCUGGAAAAUGGUGUGUUUAUCAGGGACGACCUGUCUUCUGCAGGGCAUCUUAUGCUGUGAGCCUGGCCCCAGAUUUCGUACAGUGAAGUCCUAGCCCCCAGAGCCUCAGAACCUGAGCUAGUUUGGAUGUGAUUUGUACUGAGGUAGUAGGAUGGGCCUAAUCCGAUAGGACCGUGUCCUUGUAGGAGGGGACACUGGGACAGACACGCACACAGGGAGGCGGCAGAGGCAGAGGUGGGUGACGCUUCCACGAGCCAAGGACGCUGAGCCAGUCACCACAGAAGCUGACGGAGGCCAGGAUGCAGCCCCCGGUGGGGCCUUUGGAGGGAGUCCUGCCCGCACCUUGGCCUCGGUCGGGCUCUGGCCUCCAGUCGGGCGGCACUGAAGUUCUAUUGUUUUGUCUGCCCAGUCCGGUGGCCCCGGGAAACUUCGGGAGCAGCAAAGAACUGGGGAACGAGUCUGGGGAGAGCAGCGCGUGGGGCCCAACUCGAGAAAUGAUUCGGGUGCUUGGGACCGCGAAGGGGGUUCUCAUCACCUUGGGUCCCUCCCCCAAAGAUACGUUCCUGGGGGCUGAGCUGGUCACAGGGCCUUCUCCCUCUGGAGCUGGCUUGGGCUGGAGUUUGGGAGUUUGUGGAUGUCCAACUUCAGUCCUUACUGUUCUAGGGGUUUUGUUUGUGUAGGAUGUUGUUGCUUUGUUUUUUGUUGGUUUUUUUUUGCGGUACACGGGCCUCUCACUGUUGUGGCCUCUCCCGUUGCGGAGCACAGGCUCCGGACGCGCAGGCUCAGCGGCCAUGGCUCACGGGCCCAGCCGCUCCGCGGCAUGUGGGAUCCUCCCGGACCGGGGCACGAACCCGCGUCCCCUGCAUCGGCAGGCGGACUCCCAACCACUGCGCCACCAGGGAAGCCCUGUCGCUUUGUUUUUAAAGGAUGCUUCUUCAAGGGUGAGGGAUGAAGGUGCCCCUGGGUUACUUGGCCUAGAUGUUCUGAUUUUCUGUUUGGGUGAGAAAGUCGCUUCGACUGUGGAUGGGUGUUCUCCUCCUUUCUGGAAUAUUUGUUUGCUCGGAGGGUUGGCUGCAGCGUGUAGGAUUCUGUUCAGAGCGCCACGUGCCCGACGACAGAGUCCGUAGAAGAGACCACCCCAGGAUCCCAGAUGAACAGCCGGCGGGAAGAUAUGGAAAUCGCGUCCCACUACCGGCAUCUGCUCCACGAGCUCAACGAGCAGAGGCAGCACGGCGUCCUGUGCGACGUGUGCGUGGUGGUCGAGGGCAAGGUCUUCAAGGCCCACAAGAACGUCCUGCUCGGCAGCAGCCGCUACUUUAAGACGCUCUACUGCCAGGUGCAGAAGGCGUCCGACCAGGCCACGGUCACGCACCUGGACAUCGUCACGGCCCAGGGCUUCAAGGCCAUCAUCGACUUCAUGUACUCCGCCCACCUGGCCCUCACCAGCAGGAACGUCAUCGAGGUGAUGUCCGCGGCCAGCUUCCUGCAGAUGACGGACAUCGUGCAGGCCUGCCACGACUUCAUCAAGGCCGCGCUGGACAUCAGCAUCAAGCCGGACGCCUCGGAUGAGCUCUCGGAGUUCGAGGUGGGCGCCCCACCCAGCAGCGGCGCGGACGCCCUCAUCUCCGCCGUCAUGGCCGGGAGGAGCAUCUCCCCGUGGCUGGCCCGCCGCACGAGCCCCGCCAACUCUUCUGGGGACUCGGCCAUCGCCAGCUGCCACGAGGGCGGGAGCAGCUGCGGGAAGGAGGACCAGGAGCCCAAGGCCGACGGCCCCGCGGACCUGUCCUCCCAGCCGCUGUGGCCUGGCGACGUGGGCUACGGGCCCCUGCACAUCAAGGAGGAGCGGCUCUCGCCGGCUCACUACGGGGGCAGCGAGCCGCCGUCCGCCGGGGAUGGGGCCGCUCAGAACUCCUUCUCAGAGCAGGCGGCAGGGGACGGCUGGCAGCCCACGGGCCGGAGGAAGAACCGCAAGAACAAAGACACGGUCCGGCACAUCACGCAGCAGGUAGAGGACGACAGCCGGGCCGGCUCCCCGCUGCCAUCUUUCCUCCCGACGUCCGGGUGGCCCUUCAGCAGCCGAGACUCAAACGCGGACUUGACCGUCGCUGAAGCCAGCAGCUCCGACAGCCGCGGGGAGAGGCCCGAGCUCUACGCGCAUGUGGACGAGGGGCUCCUGGGAGGAGAAGGCAGCUACCUGGGAGCCCCGCUCACCCCGGAGAAGGACGACGCGCUGCACCAGGCCACCGCGGUGGCCAACCUGCGGGCGGCGCUCAUGAGUAAGAACAGCUUGCUGGCCCUCAAGGCCGAUGUGCUGGCGGACGACAGCUCCCUGCUGCUGGAGUACCUGCCCAAGGGCACCCACUCCCUGUCCCUGAACGAGUUCACGGUCAUCAGGAAGAAGUUCCGCUGCCCCUACUGCAGCUUCUCGGCCAUGCACCAGUGCAUCCUCAAGAGACACAUGCGCUCCCACACGGGCGAGCGGCCCUACCCCUGCGAGAUCUGCGGGAAGAAGUUCACGCGGCGCGAGCACAUGAAGCGGCACACGCUGGUGCACAGCAAGGACAAGAAGUACGUGUGCAAGCUGUGUAGCCGCGUGUUCAUGUCGGCCGCCAGCGUGGGCAUCAAGCACGGCUCGCGGCGCCACGGCGUGUGUGCCGACUGCGCGGGUGGCGGCGGGGCCGGGCCCCUGGAUGGCGGCGGCGCCGAGGGCUCUCCUGAGCUGUUCGCGGGCGACGGGCCGUACCUGGAGGACCCCGAGGACCCACGCGGCGAGGGCGAAGAGGAGCUGGGCGAGGACGAGGACGACGUGGGCCUGGCCCCCGAGGACGCACUACUGGGGGACGACAGGGAGGUCGAGGACUCGCCGCGGGGGCCUCGCAGCCCUGCCGGGGGCACCGACAAGGACUUCACCUGGAUCUCCUAGGCUGGGCCGGGCACUGGGCCGCGGCCGCCCCCGCCUGCGUGCGCCCCGGGCCCCCUUCACCUGCUCUCCCCCACCCCUCGAGGACACCCGGGGCUCAGAGGCGGGCGCUGCCCCAGCGAGUGGGGCUGGGGACGCGCGUGGGGCGGGUCUGAGCCCAGGGAGAGCCCUUGUCACCUCCCCCAGCAGGGGCGCGGGGCGGGCAUCAGGGGUGCCCAGGACGCACUGGUCUGGCGUCGGACGCGCCGUGACGUGUGGUCCGGAAAGGGCCAGCGCUGGCUGUGGUCCCAAGUGUGGCCCCGAGGCCCGGGUCCGGGAGCUGUUAGGAGAGUUCUCCUCACCCUGGGCCCGUCCAGGGCCGAGUCCCCCCGCCUCCGCUCCCCCUUCUCAGCAGUGGGGUCACUGCUGGCGGCUGCCACUGCCCCCGCCCUCGAGGGCUGUGCCGUCCGGUGGCAGCCUGCGAGAUCCAGGUCUGGCGUCCAGAAAGCCCCGCGGCCCCCCCGCCUCUGGGCUUUGGUGCUCAACACACAGCAGCAGCCGACCUCGGCCCGGGUGCCCAGGUGCUACCCACCCCCGAGGCAGCUGGGCAGGGGGCCCAGGUGCUACCCCCCCCCCGAGGCAGCUGGGCAGGGGCCCAGGUGCUCCCACCGUAGGGGCCUCCUCUUUCUUUGUGUGCACUUCUCUGGGCCGGCUCGCCCCUCCGCCCCUCCCGUCCUGCCGCGCCCAGGCCACUCCUGCUGACCGCUCCGGGCGGCUUGCCUUUGUUGCUGCUCACGCCGCCUGCGGGGGCCGCCCCUCCCCAGGUGCUCGGGCCCCAGUUCCGUGAGUAGCUAAGGAAACUGAGGCUGGCACGUGACAUGGUUCUGUUUGGCGUUAUCUUUCCCGCUCGACCACACUCGCAGACGUGUCUUUCCUUUGGUUUCUUCCCAAGCCCCCUCGCCGUCUUUUAAACACGCUUACGACCCCUUCUCUAUCUUUUUUCUGAGAAGCCGGGGUCCCGCCGUGUGCUGUGAGGACACUGUGGGCCCAACCCCGGCCCGUCUCCCUUUCAGGCUCAUGACACGUACAUUCCAUCCCCUCCACCCGCCUCGCUUGGGAGCCGCUGCGGGACACCGUGCCAGGGCCCCUUGGGUGCUGAGCUGGAGCCGAAGGAGACGCUGGCUUGAUUUUCUCUCUCCCCACAGCCUGCAAGCCGAGUGGCUUUACUGCAUUUCUCCCGGGUCCCAUCUACUCUUUCUAGGUGGAGAAAGGCAAAUCCCACAGAACCCUCCUUAGUAAGUGGCUGGCUGCGUGGACACGGACGGGUGCUGUCCUUGAAGCCCUGCCCGGGGAGGAGUCGCAGCUUCAUUUUCUGUUUUGCCUUGUUUUAAACAUAGCCACCUUUCUCUCAGUCAGAAGAGGGCUGCCCUCCCAUCCUCAGCUGGGGACGCUGCGAACUCCUCAACGCCGGCAUACUUAGGGAAGGGCCGGGCCGGGCCGGGGGCAGGAGCCCAGGGCAGGUUGGGGUGCCUCCGGGGCCGGUGACCCGGUCUGCCUUUCACAGUGGGGCCCAGCUGAGCCCCUCAGUGGGGCUCCCCACUGUGUACCUUUCCCCCACUUUCUAACCCCUUUUAUAAACAGACUUACUUUCUUAUCAAAUGCGUUUGGAAACCAGACCUUUGCUGCCAAGCGUCUCUGGGUUUUGUACGGGGCCACCUCUCAGCCCGCCGCCCGCGCCCCGGGCCACCUUUGCGCCACACUCAGGACCUGCUCACUCCCGCUCUGGACCGUCCUGGCUGACUUUUAACGGGGCCCUCAGUGCCACAAGGGCAUUUUCUUCCUCAAAACAAUACCCUGGAAAACCGAGGGUCCCACCUCCCGCCCCCGAGCCCCGUGUGUUCACUAUUCUCGUGUGCGGUUAACUCGAGAGCUGGAUUUCAGAGAUGCAGGCGAACACAUCGCCUCCAGAGGCGUGGAGGGAAAGACGUGUAACGAAGGUUUCUUUUUUAACGUGAUCUUUUUUUUUUCCCAAAUCAAUGUUUAAACUAAUAAAUAUUUUUUUAUGAAGCGGAAAAGCGUGUAGAUCACAUCUCACAUUUUGUACCUUUCCGUCUGUGUGCGUCUGUGUUUGGUGUCUGCAACGCCGAUGUGGGACGCGGUCUAUCAGGCGGCAAGGUCUUUGGGGGUGGGGGAGGGGCGGGGAACCAAGAUUUUGUAUCAAGCUCUGGAUCCUGACCGGGUUGUAUGCUUGAACUCUGGGUUUGGGAACAGUCACAACACUGCCAGGACUGGAUAGGGACCUCAACUGAAAGAACACAGCUACUGCUUCCAACUUUGCACAUCUUCCUUUUUAAAAAAGAGAAUUCUGAAAAAAUGCAAAAACUGGAACUUUUUGCAAUAUUAUAUGAAAGAUAAUCUUAUUUUCGCUCAUUCUGUGACAUGUGCAACUCUUAAGAAAGCCAUACUUAAUGGUGUUUUUAUUUUUUAGAUCCUAUAUUGUGUUUUGUAUGUGGCCCUUUUUAGAACUACUUGUAGUGAGGGCGCUGUGUGUGUGCUUUUCUUAAAUAUUUAUUUUUUCAACAUGCUUUCAACCUGUCAACACAAAACAGAAAAAGGGCAGUGUUUGAAGAUUGUUGAUUUUUUUCUGGGGAUAAUCUAUAUUAUAUCGACUUUAUAUGAAUUAUUAUAAACCUGUGUUUGUAUUGGAGAUGUGUUUCAUAUUUGGGGGAGUCUUUUGUAACUGGUCAGUGGGACAUCACGGCCAUCGCCUGCUUCCCCGGAGCCGUCAACGGCCAACAGCACCUCCUCCCUAGUGGUCUUGAGAUUUCUUGUCUGCCGGGCGCACUCCGGGCCCGCCUGUGGGUCUCCUUUCUGUGACGGGAUUAGUUAGACUUUCUUGCAAAGCGAUCACUUUCAAUAAACUGGGAAAUUGCUGCUUGA
Molecule: messenger RNA, 10172 nt
Organism: Orcinus orca (killer whale)
Lineage: Eukaryota; Metazoa; Chordata; Mammalia; Artiodactyla; Delphinidae
Gene: ZBTB46
Product: zinc finger and BTB domain containing 46
Exons: 5
Coding region: 5484-7256 (590 amino acids)
Biological process (GO): regulation of transcription by RNA polymerase II
Molecular function (GO): RNA polymerase II cis-regulatory region sequence-specific DNA binding; DNA-binding transcription factor activity, RNA polymerase II-specific; protein binding
Source: RefSeq, a predicted model, not a curated record